AUGGCCCCUGAUAAGGAAAGCAAGAAUGCAAAGCGCGUUUGGGGUAAACGCCCGCGGGAUGGUGGAAACCAACACGAUGGGAGUGCUGACAAGGCUUUUGUGCGGUUUAGUGAGCUAUCCCCCAAGGAAAAGUUACAACGACGGAAGAUGGAAAGGAUAGAAAAGAAGGAGAGAGACCGUAACAUGUCGUACUUUAUGUCCGUUCAGCGGACCAUCGAGGAAUAUGCAGACGGCAACGGCGACACUUCAGUGCUCGCUGGCAUUGUUGACGGCUUUUUUGUGGAGUUGAUGAAGUUGCUUAAGGCGGACCGCAGUUUCAAUUUGCUGUGUAAUGCUAAAAUCUGCCGCGUCAUUGAGUUAGCCCUGAAGAACUCACCUCUUUUGCACUGCAAGUCCCUAUUGUACGUCUUUCUUGGGCGCAUCCAUGAGCUAAUUACUUCUCCAGUGGCUAGCUACAUGUUAGAAACCUUGUUUGCCAGCAUGUCGAGGGAGCUCAGCAAUUUAGAAGACAAUCAAGAGGGGCUGACAGCCGAGAUGGUAGUGGGGGGCCCUGGAAUCCACGUAGAAAGCGGUGUCCCUAGCACAGCUACUUUGCUGAACUCCGCGGUUGAGGAAUUGUGCGAGUCUGCAGGGGAUAUGCUUGUGCAUGAGGUGGGUUCCCGCGCGUUGCGUUCGAUUAUUCUCGUAUUGGGUGGCUUCACAGUUCAUAAUGAGCCGCCGCUGGCUCGUCCGGUCCGUUUCACAGGCACCCUGGGAAUGUUGGCCACUGCUGUCGUUUCAGCGUUGGAGGAGGGCUACGGUCGUCAAUACGGCACUCGUGGGCCAGCUGAGGCUUGGAUGGCGGCGGCACAGGACCCCACGUGCAGUUUCGUGGUACAAAGCCUCCUGCGUGUCAGUGAGAAUCGCAGUCCAACGGAUUUGGCGGUGCGCCAGCGCCUCGAGAAACUCCGGUGUAACUCCAAGCCUCUUUUGCGGGAGCUCUUACUCGAUCCUAUGGGCGUUCACAUAUUUCAAGCCUAUCUGAAAGUGCCCACACCAGAAGCAGUGAUAAACGCUGGUGAUAGUUUCUCUCUUUACCAGCACACGGGGCCGUCAUCGUCCGCAGACUGUCCAGUUGAUGAUGUCGCUACGAAAUCGAAGCGGUGUCCACGCCCCGUCAAUCAAAAGGAUGAUGAUAAACCCAGCCAAGAUGGUCUGGGUGGUGAGAGAGCAGUAGUGUGGUCCAAAGAGCAGCUCUUAGACGAAUGUUGUUGGGGAAAGGCAAUGCAGCUAACACAGAGUGAGUUAGGCCAACUGCUUGAUGCUGGUAGUGAGCGUGUCGCACAAACUGGUUAUGUAUUGCAGGAUCUGGCCCUUUAUAGUCCUACCGCAGCACAUCUUCAAUUGCUGUGGGAAAGAGUAAUACACCCGCAUCUUUUACGUUUCACGGAAAUCCAUGCCUUAGGAGGGGUCCUAACGGCACUAUUGAAGAAAUGCGCCUUUAGUGGAUUGCUGGUCGUGCCAAAGGAAAGUGAAGGCGCAACAAGCGGUGCCGCAUCCCCCUGUGAUUUGACUGCGGUUCUCCGACAAGAUGAAAGCAAGGGUGUGCGUUAUUUCAGUGUUCCUUUGAGUUUUGAGCAGCUUGUGACUAAGGAACUGUGCAUGGUGUUCAAAGGUGCUGUGACAAAAGGAGCAGCGCAAUAUCUUUUAGUUGAAAGACGCCUAGGGGAACGAGGCUAUGAACUUGCGCGUUAUAUCUUGCACCUACGCCAUCCUGCGUCUGUUUUGCUACGUCACGGGAUAGACAAACUGCGCCUGGAGGAUGUCCUAAACCUUUGCAAACAUCAUAAAGGGAGCUUGGUCUUACAACAAUACCUUCGUGCGAGCAGUAGCACACAAUCCCCCGUCAAACCCCACGCUUCGCGGGACCAGGACACUAGUGUUAAUGCCGGCAGCGGACGCUCAGAGAGCAAGCUUGCGGUUGACAGUGUUGAGAAGGGCGAAGUGGUUCGAUUUUUCAGGCGGAUUCAAAGCCACAUAGCAGACCUGGUAGGCGAUAAGUAUGCUGCGUUCGUGAUCGAAGUGCUUUAUGAGGUGGCCAGUAUAGGACUCAAGGAGACUAUCGUCAAAGCCCUUGUCCCCAUUCAUGAAGCUCUGAAAACUACUUCCAACACUGAAACCGAAGAAGAUGUGUCCUCUAAGGACGCAGCUUCUCGAAGCUUUAUAUCGCAUAAGGUGUUGCGUAAGUGUUGUGUGGAGCAGUACAUCUACCGCCAGGAGGACUGGAGAAAAGCAGCGCAGCUUCAGUGCCGAGUACAGCGACUACUGCAAAGUAUUGUAUUAGACGGAUGA
Molecule: messenger RNA, 2331 nt
Organism: Phytomonas sp. EM1
Lineage: Eukaryota; Euglenozoa; Kinetoplastea; Trypanosomatida; Trypanosomatidae
Source: the annotation of a GenBank genome assembly